AACAGAGUCACCUUGGGAGAAAACUCCACAAGCUGUCAGCUCCGACGAACAGAACAAGACCAUUCCAUCACAUAGAUACACAUUAUAGUUUUUUAGAGCAUUACGUCAGUUGAGCCUCACACAUUUUUGUAAAAAUUCAUCAAUAGCCGCAAAAAAUCCGCAAAACACUCCAUAGAAGACACUGGACAUAUCCGCAGAUAGCCAGCAAUGGCAUCACCCAGCAAGAGCAAUGGUAUCAGCACCAAGGUCACCACGGUGGUGGCCACCAACGCCUACGGGCCAGACGUUAUGAGCGAGAUCAGUUACACGGACAGCAAGGUGGUCGGCAACGGCAGCUUCGGCGUGGUCUUCCAGGCCAAGAUGGUGCCCUCCAACGAGCCAGUGGCUAUUAAGAAAGUGCUCCAGGAUCGGCGCUUCAAGAAUCGCGAACUGCAGAUUAUGCGGAAGCUACGCCACGAAAAUAUAAUCACCCUCAAGUUCUUCUUCUACUCCAGUGGCGAGAAGCGGGACGAAGUCUACCUUAACCUGGUAAUGGAAUUCCUGCCGGAGACGCUCUACAAGGUGGAGCGCCAAUAUGCCCGGGCCAAACAGACGCUCCCGGUUAACUAUGUCCGCCUGUACAUGUACCAGCUUCUGCGGAGCAUGGCCUACUUGCAUAGCCUGGGCUUCUGCCACCGGGACAUCAAGCCACAGAACAUGUUGCUGGAUUCCGAGUCUGGAAUUCUGAAGCUAUGCGAUUUUGGCAGUGCAAAGCAGUUGAUAACUGGAGAACCGAACGUAUCGUACAUAUGUUCUAGAUACUACCGGGCACCCGAGCUGAUCUUUGGGGCCACAGACUACACCACCAAGAUCGAUCUGUGGAGUGCCGGCUGCGUCCUGGCCGAGCUGCUCCUGGGCCAGCUAAUCUUCCCCGGCGAUUCGGGCGUCGAUCAAAUCGUGGAAAUCGUCAAAGUGAUGGGCACACCCACAGCUGACCAGCUGCACGACAUGAAUCCCCACUACAAGCAGUUUAAGCUGCCCCAGCUGAAGCCACAUCCAUGGCCCAAGGUGUUUCGGAUCCGCACUCCCGCGGAGGCCAUUGAUCUCGUCUCCAAGAUGCUCAUCUACUCGCCCAACCAGCGGGUCACGCCCCUGAUGGGCUGUGCACAUCCCUUCUUCGAUGAGCUUCGCCACGAUCCCCACCAGCAGCUGCCCAAUGGUCGAACUAUUCCGCCGCUAUUCAACUUUACGGAGUAUGAGCGGACCAUCGAGCCGGAGGCCAUGUCGCUCCUGCAGCCGCGGCCUGCGAAUUCCGCACAUGGUCCCAAUCAGAAUGCUCCGCAUCGAAAUCGAAACUCAGCUGGCGAGGAGAGUCCACGAAAGAUGAGCUCGGUGCAAAAGCAAGCCGGCGGGUCUCAUCGCGAAGCUGCUCCGGAGAGCUCGGGUAAAGCUGCUCUGGGGUCCGUGCCGGCCGUCCAUCGGCACGAGGUUGGAAACGGCGACCACCUGGCGGUGGGCGUAGCACCGCUGGAAACCUUCAACCUGGAACACGAUGAAUCCGCUGAAAGCGAAGUGGAGGCAGAGGAGGGCGUGGACGAUGAAGCGGACGAGGUUGAGGAUGCGGCGGACGAGAACGACUAUGACGACGACGAUGUGCAGUUCAACAGUGCGGAUAGCAACACCGCCAGCGACGACAUGGAAGAGGCAUCCGAUGAGGAGGACCUUGAGGAGGAGGAAGAGUGCGACUAGGACCUUCAAUGUGGUUUUAAUUUCAAACGUUUCCAUUUCAUUUUUAUUUACAAGGUCCUCGACUAAACCGUCACCCAAAAACACAAAACAGACCAACAAAAACUAUUAGUAUCUUAAGUAAAACACACAAACUUCCAAACCGGGAAUCAAAACAAAAAUUUUACGUGAAAUUGAUAAAAAUUACAAAAUGACUCAGAAAACAAUAUAUCAAUACAGAAUUCCAAA
Messenger RNA from Drosophila ananassae, 1953 nucleotides. RefSeq names its product putative glycogen synthase kinase-3 homolog. The transcript has a single exon. Gene Ontology annotation, biological process: protein phosphorylation. The record is from RefSeq and is a predicted model, not a curated record. Bases 208 to 1728 code for a protein of 506 amino acids. Gene Ontology annotation, cellular component: cytoplasm. Lineage: Eukaryota; Metazoa; Arthropoda; Insecta; Diptera; Drosophilidae. Gene Ontology annotation, molecular function: protein kinase activity; ATP binding.